AUGCAGGGGCGAGUAGGGGAUGGACCGGGAGGAGCCGGCGCGAUCUUCAUUGGGGGGUUGUUUACCGUACCGGCGUCGACCUCUCAUCGCUCUUUCCGUUACGACGGCCCUCGACCCCCUCCUUCGGGGCAGACGCCGACGCAGCCGGAGAGCGGCAGCGAGGAGGAGGAUGAGGAGGAGGAUGGUGAGGGCGAGAAGGAGGAGGACACUGAGGGGAGCGGGGAUGACAGCGAGGCGGCGUGGGACCUAGAGAUGCAUGGCGAUGGGGAGGGGGGAGAUGAUGAUGAUGAAGACCACGAGAUGGAUGGGUUGGAGCCAGAGGGGCGGGAGGAGGAGGUGGGAGAGGGUGGUGGAAGGGCGGCAACAGAGGCGGGAUCACAGCAUGUGCGUGAAGGGGGAGGGAGCGUGGGGGUUAAGGUGGGGGGGAGAAAGGCCGUGACCAUUAGGGAGCUGAGGCAGAGGAAGAAGGCCAACAAGUUGAGGGAGCGGGCGUAUCCCUGCACGUUCACUGGGGAGCCCUUGGGCGAGGGUGUGAUCGCUCGCGAGUUCCUAGACGAGGACGGAGGGUCCGAGAGUAGUAAGGGGACUGGCAAGGGGGAGACGUUUCCACGUGGGGGCUACAAGGGAGUGUCGGAUGGCUACGUCUAUCAGUGGCCACAUGCCAAGACUUGGCCGCAGCUCGCCAAGGGGAAAGGGAUGGCGACUGGUGGAGGUCAUGGGUCAGGCGGGAUGGAGCGGUCGAUGACAACCAACCUGACCUCGGUGCAGCUACGCCAGGCGAUCACGAAGCUGGUGGUCACCUGCGACCUCCCCUUCCGCAUCGUCGAGGCCGAGGCUUUUCAUGAGCUACUCAUCCUGCUAAACCGCAACUGCGCGCAGAAGAACUUCAUCCCCUCGCGCUGGACGGUUUCCCGCGAUACAGUGGUCGAUGCGGCUGCCGCUCUUCAGUCAGCCAUUGCGGAGAUGCUGGCAAAGGAGGGGGAUCUGGGGUGCAGGGUGUCGUUCACCAUCGACAUGUGGACGUCGCCCAACAACAGGGCGUGGCUAGUGGCACCACCAGAGUUCGCCAUUGAAGGCGAGGGGGAGGAGGAGGACGACGAGUGGGAGGAGGAGGAGGGGGAGGAGGAGCAAGGAGGGGAACAGCCCAGGAUGAAGGAGGAGGAGGAUGAAGAGGAUGAAGAUGGAAGGAGGGUCGUGCGCUAUGAAAGAAAAAAUGCGAAGGAAUGUUUACUGCGCGCGCAUUACGAGAGGAAGGUCAAUGAUCGCAAGGAGGAGACGCGAGUAGAAGAGAAUGUGCUCGGCGCCGUCGCUGGAGGGUGCGCAGACCUCCUCAUGGAGGACGUGGGGCAGAUGCCGUGGGUCCAGUUACCUGGCGAGACGUUUCCUAGAGGGGGGUACGUGGGUGUGCCGGAUGGAUACGCUGAGGCUUGGCCGCACGCCAAGAGCUGGCCCAAUGUCCCCCAGAAGAAAGGGAAGGCAAGGCGAGGGGAGCAGGGGUCUGGAGGGAUCGAGCGCUUCAUGACGACCAAGCUGUCUCAGGCGCACCUUCGGCAGGCGAUCGCCAAGCUGGUGGUCACCUGCGACCUUCCCUUCCGCAUUGUCGAGUCCGAGGCGGUGAGUGUCCGUCCACAUUCCAGCUAUGGUGCGCAUGUUUAG
Closterium sp. NIES-65 is the source of this 1656-nucleotide messenger RNA. The record is from the annotation of a GenBank genome assembly. Lineage: Eukaryota; Viridiplantae; Streptophyta; Zygnematophyceae; Desmidiales; Closteriaceae.